UAGACCGAAGUUCGUAAUAAUAGGGAGGCCAUGUUGGAUUUCCAGGUGAGACGAACUUAUAUACGUGUAUACGGAUUCUAACAUGAAAAUGACACCAAUAUCGAUAUUUUUGGGAUCAAUGAGAUAGGUCCGAUCACUUUGAUAUCAGUUUCAUAUAAUCAUGAAGUGAACUUCUCAUGUGAUCCCGACAUCAGAAAUGGACCCGUUUCGGAGAGCCCAGAUUACUCUACUAUGUGACCAAUGUGAAACUGCCCCUCUACAGAGUCACUGUGAACGUUGUCACAUAAACCUAUGCAAGGUCUGUGUUGGAGAGCACCUUUCAGAUUCGUCUAUAAGACACAGCGUUGUGCCCUUUGAACACAGAAAACCUGCUAACUACCCAAAAUGUCUAAACCACGCGGACGAACACUGUAAACAUUACUGUGAGAACUGUGACAUUCCUGUCUGUUCUACCUGCCUCUCCUCUGGUAAACAUGAAGAUCACACGUUAUCAGAUAUUCUGGAAAAUCUUAGCUCUAAAACACAGAGUUUACAAAACGAUUUGGAAGAACUCGAGACCAGGAUUUAUCCUCGAUAUAAAGAAAUGGCCUCCUAUGUCCAAAUAGAGAAAGUCGAGUUAGAAAUGACUUACGGGGAACUGGUAACAGCUACUGAUCAACAAGGAGAGGUCUGGCACCGAGAGAUCACCGCCAUUGUCAACCAACUAAAAUCUGACAUUGAGGAAAUGAAAAACCAACACCUAUCUAUCCUGAAUAAAAACAAAAAUGAAAUCACACAGAAAAUCACUGAACUCAAGCAAAUCAUUUCCGAUUUGAAAUCAAUCCUUCAAUCAAAUGACGUCUCCUUAACCUCUACUUACAAAUCUAGGAAUUCCGAUUUUAAAAGUUUACCUCCUAAAAUCCGUGUUACAUUACCAAGUUUCUCUCCUCCGAAAAUAAACAAAGAUCAGCUCAAUGAAAUGUUUGGUUCUCUGUCGCCAUUAUCCAUUAACACAGAACAUGGCGACACAAUGAAGUCAGCAGAAGCUGUAUCGUCUCCUCCAGUCAAACCACUGCUUGAUGAACCGCGACUCACCGCCACCAUAGACACUGGGAGAAGCUUACUAUUAAGUAUAUGCUGUCUGAGUGAAGAACAAGUCUGGACAUGCGGGAAUAACGAAAUCAUGAAGCUGCUCAACCUCAAGGGUAAACUACUGACAUCAAUACAAACCGAGUCAAGGUACCAACCACGAGAUAUAGCAGUGACACGGGACGGAGAUCUUGUUUAUACUGUCCCUGAAAAUAAAACCAUAAACCUAGUGAAGAAUAAACAGAUACAGACCAUUAUCACACUAAAGGGGUGGAUACCUCUCAAUGUCUGCAGUGCCUCCGUUGAUGACCUACUGAUGACCAUGAUCAGUGAUGAUAGUAAACAAUCCAAAGUUGUGCGUUACUCCAACUCCACAGAGACACAAACCAUCCAGUUUGAUGAUCAGGGUCGUCCUCUCUAUUCAUCAGGUGGUUGUAUCAUUAACUCUGGUGGUUUUACUUUCUCUAACACUAAAUACAUCAGUGAGAACAGGAACCUGGAUAUCUGUGUGGCUGACCGUGUAGCUAGAGCAGUAGUGGUUGUCAAUCAGUUAGGAAAACUUCGAUUUAAAUACACUGGACAUUCCUCUAAUACCAAGAAAUUAUUUAAUCCAGUCGGCAUCACUACAGACAACCAGAGUCACAUCCUGACAGCAGACUAUAACAAUGACCGUAUCCACAUCCUAGACCAGGACGGACAGUUCCUCCGUUACAUUCAGACUUGUGAUUUACUCGGUCCAUACGGUUUAUGUGUGGACGUCAGAGACACCCUCUUUGUGGCUGAGCAUGGCACUGCUAACUUGAAGAGAAUCCAUUAUCUAUAAGCAGUUUUAAUUACACAUAUCAACACUCUGUUGAUUACAUUUAUCAACACAGUGUUAAUUACAUAUCUAAACACAGUGUUAAUUACAUGUCCCAAAACAGUAUUAAUUGGCGGAUCGCCGAAUUUUUGACUGACGGAAGCAUUAGCCAAUCAGAGAGCUCCAUUUACAAGCGUUUUCUGAAGCUAAGGACGCGCCGCCAUUUUCCCUGACAUCCGACAAAUAGUUAGAUUGUUUAAUUCGGAUCGAAUUUGGUGAAUAUAUAUGAAAAUGGUGAAGCGAUGUUGCUUGGGAACAUGCAACACAGACAGCCGAUAUCCCAAUCGACUUGAGGGGGGUAUUGUAUUUAUACUAUUUCCGAAACCAGGCAAAAAUAUCGAGGAAGCGAGGAAAUGGAUAAAACUCUGGAAGGCCAUGCUGCAUUGCAUUGUCUGUUAAACGAAGAAAUUCUAAAAGAUUAAGGAAACACCAAACACUUAUACGUAUGUUCAAAGCACUUUGUAAAUGGUAAACCCUCUGACCCUCAGAGUAAUACCCUGACCCAAUUCCAGCCAGCAGCUAUGAGGUUCUAACACCUUGUAGGUAACCACCAAUUGAAAGACCAUUGGAGUUGGACAGAUUACCUGAUUUGAAAUCCAAAAGACAGAUUUUGUCAGAAAUGUCAUCUAAUAAAAAUCGAGAUGAAGAGGAAUGCAGUAGAACACCACUAGAUUCCUCUGAAGCUGCCCAGGGUUGUUUAGUAUCCGAUGCAACACAAGAGAGUGAUGGCCCAGGCUACUUUGAUAACACAAUGCAAUUAAAUAUAGGUGUCUCUCAACUCAACCUUUUGGCCAGUGUUCUGAAAAUGGAGCAUUAUUGGAAGAGAGCGAAAUAGCUGCUACAGGUUAACUGAUAUUCAACAACUGCUACAUGUCUUGAAAGAAAAAAGCUGCAGGGCAGGAUAUUUGGAUGUUAAAGUCCGAAUGACAAAGAUUAUCAGUAUUAUAUUGGGUUUUCUAGGGACCAAUUUGAUGCUGUCUACAUAUUUCUUGUACCAACAGAUGAAUAUACUAUCAAGUGGAGCAAAACAGUUUUUAGUGCCAAAUCAUUGUCGACAAAAGAUCAAGUUCUAACUAUGAUGAAACUGAGACAAAAGUUUGACUUUCAGCACAUCGCACAUUAUUUGAUAUAUUAAUCCUCACAAGACUCUAGUGUAGUUUUUACUCAUUGAAUAAACUAUACAUUUUUUAGAUUUGGAAGUUUAGUUAUUUUGUCUGAAUAAAGUUUGUAACUUACA
This is a messenger RNA of Ostrea edulis (European flat oyster), 3164 nucleotides long. RefSeq lists its product as uncharacterized. The record is from RefSeq and is a predicted model, not a curated record. NCBI's taxonomy places the organism in Eukaryota, Metazoa, Mollusca, Bivalvia, Ostreida, Ostreidae. The transcript is spliced from 5 exons. Bases 197 to 1891 code for a protein of 564 amino acids. Gene Ontology annotation, molecular function: protein binding; zinc ion binding.